AUGCGGUCGCUGAGCGACGAGGUCAAGUCCACCAUCGAGGAGGAGAUCAAGAAGUCCAAGGUUGUGGUCUUUAUGAAGGGCAUUCCCGAGGCGCCGCGCUGUGGCUUCUCGGCCAACGUCGUUCAGAUGCUGGAUCUGGUUGGUGCCGGUGACUUUCACGCCGUCGACGUCCUCGAGGACGACGACAUCCGCGAGGGCGUUAAGGAGUUCUCCGACUGGCCCACCAUCCCGCAGGUCUACGUCGACGGCGCCUUUAUCGGCGGGCGCGACAUCGUGUACUCGAUGUACCAGUCGGGCGAGUUGAAGACGAUGAUCGGCGGCGAAGAGACUGACGAAGAGUACGACGGCCGUGCACUGGCUGCUGCACUGGCUGCAGAGCGCAAAGCCCAUGCCGAGCUCCGCGAGUCGUCGCAGGCGCUUGUCACCUCGCUCCUGGCUCGGGUGGCGGCGGCCGAGGCUGGCGGCAGCGGGCUGGGCAGCGAUGGCUUGGUCGGCGAUGAGGCGGGUACUGGCAGGAACGAACACGAUGCGGCGGCGUUGGCCGAGCUGGUCGUGGAGCGGACGUAUCUGAAGGAUGAGGUGGUGCGGCUGCGGGCGGCGGCGCUGGCGGCGGAUGCUGAUGCAAAGCUGCUGACGGCCCAGCUGGAGGAGCGGGUUGUUGCGCUUGCACGUGAGAAGGAGGAUCUGGCGGCGGCGUCGGGCAAGGCGCUUGCCGCGGCCGCGGCCCGCAUCGCCUCCCUCGAGGCCGCCGCUGCUGUCGCUCCACCAGAGCGCACGGAUCUCCACCGCGCCGAGAACUCGAUCGACAAUCUCGAGGUUGCCCUGGCCAACGCCCUCCGCCAGCGCGACGAGGCCCGCACCACCGCUGCUGAUCUCCAUGUUGAGCUCCAGAACACGCGCGCGGCCCUGGCCGAGCAGACCGUCAUCCGCGAGCGCCUAGAGCUGGAGCGUCUGUAAUCUCACUCGCCACCCACCUGUGUGGGCUGCGCCAAGCCCAGCGAUGUCAUCCCCUCUUUACCUAUACCCCCCCUAUCAAAGUCGCACCUCAUCC
Molecule: messenger RNA, 1051 nt
Organism: Thecamonas trahens ATCC 50062
Lineage: Eukaryota; Apusomonadida; Apusomonadidae
Exons: 2
Coding region: 1-957 (318 amino acids)
Source: RefSeq, a predicted model, not a curated record